AUGAAUUCUAAAAUAAAAAAUAAUCAAGCUCUCUAAACGUCAGUAACAUGGAAAUACUCCAAAAAAUGGGAUAAAGAGAAAUAUCAAAUCGUGAAAGAGAAAAUUCAAAUUACAAUAAAAAAUAAUAAUAAAAUUAUUUAUUCUUCAUCUAAUGGAGAAAUUUUAAGAAUGUAAACUUACUUUCUAACUUUAAUAGAGAAAAGGAGAAGCAAAAUUUGAGCUAUCCUUUUAUAUUAAUUAAUAAGGACUAGAUCAAAAAACUAUAAUGGAUUGGAGUAUAGAGAUAAUACAAUAGAGAAUCUGUUUAGUGGAGUGCUACUUGGUGUGGAGAAGUUUUAAGUGGAGUUGGUGGAUACAUUAAUUAAGGCUUAAAGUAAGGAGUAUGGAAGGAGUUAAUUUAGCAUUAUUCAUGGUAAAUUAUGCAUUCAUUUUAUUAUUAUAGUCAAGCUAAAGUAUAUGAAAUUGGAGAAUACUUUAAUGAUAAAAAAAAGGGAAUAUGGGAAUUUAUAUAUAACAAUAAAAAGAUGUACUGAUUUUUAUUACAUUGUUUAGUGGUAGCGGAUUAUACAAUGAAAAAAGUCAGAAGCAUGGUAAAUGGAAAGAGUUGAGCGAGGAAUUUUGGGAUUAUUCUUAAGUUAUUUUUUAAGGUGAAUACUUAAAUGGCAGAAAGAUUGGUAGAUGGGAUAUUUUGUAAGAAGAGUUUGAAUUAAUGUAAAAUAUAGAAAAUAGCCUAUAAUAUCAGUGGUGGAGGAUCAUAUGAUGAAAUGGGUAAUUGCAAUAAAAUUGGUCUUUGGAUUGAGUUGAGCGAUGGAUUUUGGAAUAAAUCAUAAGUUCUUUAUCGCGGUCAGUAUAAGAAUGGCAAAAGAGUUGGAAGAUGGGAUAUUGUGUAUAGAUAUGAUGAUAAAGAAAAUCUUUAUUUUAAUAAAUUGAUGUAAAAUUAUAGGUUUAGUUUAUUCUUAGUGGUGGUGGAUUUUAUGCUGAAAGUAGUGGUUUGAAAGUAGGAUAAUGGAUUGAGUUGAGUGAUGGAUUUUGGUUUGAUUAAUAAGUCACCCUUAAAGGGGAAUAUCAAAAUGGGAAAAAAGUUGGUAGAUGGAAUAUUAAUUAUAAUAAUCGAAGUUCAAAUAAAAAUAACUAGAUGUAAUAAAUCAAAUUGCAAUAAUAUUAUAGUGGCGGAGGCUUUUAUGAUGAAAAAGGGGAUGGUAGUAAAAUUGGAAAAUGGAUUGAAUUGGAUAAUGAGUUUUGGUUAGGAGCUGAAAUAACUUAUUAAGGUGAAUAUAAAAAUGGAAUAAAAAUUGGUUUAUGGGAUAUUUUAUAUAAGAAUAGAUAGAUGUAAAUUGAAUAAAUCGAAAUUUUUAGUGGUGGUGGAUUUUAUGAUUCAGGUUGUUAGGAAAUUAAGGUAGGGAAAUGGAUAGAAUUGUAUGACGGAUUCUGCGAUGAUUUACAAGUCAUUUAUAAUGGUGUUUAUUAAAUCGGAAAAAAAAUUGGUAGAUGGGAUAUUUUGUAUAGAAAAUUAAAUAAAUUUGAAAUAAUGUAUAAUAUUAAAUGAAUCAUAUUUAUAGUGCUGGUGGAUCAUAUCAUUAAUAAGGCAAUGAAGUAAAGGUCGGAAAAUGGACUGAGCUUGGAAGUGGUUUUAAAACGCAUUCUUAAAUUACUUCUAUUGGUUAAUAUAAAAACAGCAAAAAGGUUGGCAGAUGGGAUAUUUAUUGGAAUUGGUUUGGAAACAAUCUGAUGUAUAUUAAAGUAGAGUAAAUGUUUAGUGGUGGCGGAUCAUACGAUGAACUGGGAUCAGGGAUGAAAAUUGGUAGAUGGAUUGAUAUAGGUGACUAAUAUAGGGAUUACUCAUAAAUAACUUAUAGUGGAGACUACAAAAAUGGUUCAAAAAUUGGAAAAUGGGAUAUUUUUUUGUAGAGAAUUAAAUAAGAAUUAAUGUAAACAUAAAUAGAAUAAGAUUUUUAGUGGAGGUGGAUAAUAUUCUUCUGGAGAAGAUGGUAUAAAAAAUGGAAGGUGGACUGAAGUACAUUUUGAAUUUAAUUUGGAUUUGUAACUCACUUAUAGUGGGGAAUACAAAAAUAGUAAAAAAAUUGGUAGAUGGGAUACGUAUUAUCGAGAUAGGAGUUAGGGGAAAUUUGAAAAAAUGUAAAUAUUUGAAAUUAUAAAAUAUUUAGAGGUGGUGGGCAGUAUUCAGAAAUAGGGGAUGGAUUUAAGAUUGGGAAAUGGAUUGAGUUGAGUGAUGAAUUUUAAUCAUUUAAGUAAAUCUCUUAUGUUGGUGAAUAUAAUAAUAAUAAAAAAGUGGGUAGAUGGGAUGUUUGGUAUUAGGAUUAUGAAACAAAAAUAAAUGAAUAGAUGUAUAAGAUUUAAAUAAAACAAGUGGGGGCGGAUUCUAUGAUGAAAAAGGUAAUGGGGUCAAAAUUGGGAAUUGGAUUGAGUUAUGUGAAGGAUUUAAGAAAUGUAAAAAGUUUUCUAAAGAAAUCACCUAUAAUGGUGAAUAUAAAAAUGAUAGAAAAUUUGGCAAAUGGAAUAUUAUGUAUAGAGAGUGGGAUAAAGCAAAUUUUAAUUUGAUGUAACUUUAUAAUAAGUACUCAAAUUUAGUGGAUAUGGGUAUUAUGAUGAAAAAGGUGAUGGAAUGAAGGUUGGUUAGUGGACGGAGUUUAGUUAUUGGUUUUAUAUUGAUAAAUCAAUCACUUACAUUGGAGAAUACAACUAUGGUAAAAAGGUAGGUAUAUGGUUUGAGUUGGACAUAAAAAAGAAUGAGAAACUUAAGGUGAUGAGAUAUGAUGAAGAAUGAG
Molecule: messenger RNA, 2786 nt
Organism: Paramecium octaurelia
Lineage: Eukaryota; Ciliophora; Oligohymenophorea; Peniculida; Parameciidae
Source: the annotation of a GenBank genome assembly